Molecule: messenger RNA, 850 nt
Organism: Drosophila arizonae
Lineage: Eukaryota; Metazoa; Arthropoda; Insecta; Diptera; Drosophilidae
Gene: viaf
Product: viral IAP-associated factor
Biological process (GO): protein folding
Cellular component (GO): cytoplasm
Source: RefSeq, a predicted model, not a curated record
UCGGUUAGUCAUAUUAUAUAUUUAGUUAAAAUUAAGUGAAAAGAACUUCACUAUUUAUUUAUUUCGACGUAKUAACUUUAAGCAAGUAAUAAAACAACAAUGCAGGACCCAAAUGAAGAUACCGAAUGGAAUGAUGUGCUGCGCGCUAAGGGAAUCAUUGGACCCAAACAAAAGGAGGCAGAGAUCACAGAAGAUCAAAUCCAGGCCAUGAUGAAUGAUGUCAUUCAGCGAAGGACGGAUUUGCCUCCACAAGAGGGUCAGCGCGACAAGCUGAUCGACGAUAUGUCACUGGAUGAGCUGGACGAGCUCGAGGACUCUGAAGACGAGGCUGUACUGGAACAAUAUCGACAACGUCGCAUCGCCGAGAUGCGGGCAUUAGCAGAGAAGCCACGGUUCGGCAGCGUGCGUGAAAUCUCUGGCCAGGAUUAUGUCAAUGAGGUGACAAAGGCUGGCGAGGGCAUUUGGGUGGUGCUGCAUCUGUAUGCCAAUGGUGUCCCGCUCUGUGCCCUCAUCCACCAUCACAUGCAACAGCUGGCUGUUCGCUUCCCGCAGACGAAAUUCCUGCGCUCCAUUGCCACGACCUGCAUACCCAACUUCCCUGAGAAGAACCUGCCCACCAUUUUCGUAUACCACGAGGGUGCCAUGCGUAAACAGUUUAUUGGACCCAUCGAACUGCGUGGCGAGAAGCUGACGCUCGACGAGCUGGAGUUUAUGCUGGGCCAAGUGGGCGCUGUGCCCACUGAAAUCAAGGAGGAUCCCAAGCCACAAAUCCGAGAUAAAAUGUUAGCCGAUUUGGAGGACAAGAGCUCAGAGUUCUUUUAGAUCUCAUUCUAUGCUAAGAGAACAAAGA